UUGAGGAGAUACAGAAAACCCAUGAUAGAUGAACAUCAACGACAAUCAAUCACAGUCCAUAAUCUGGACUCAGAUUGAAAGAAAAUGUCUUCUUCUUCUCCAACAGAGAAAGAAUUCCAAACUUUCCCUACUUCAAAUCCACGCCUUUAUGCUUCGUCAUUCCAUCGAAUCAAACCUAAAACUCCUCGCAAAGUUCAUCUCCACCUGUUCUUCAAUCCCAUUUACCGGAAUCCUCCAUGCUCGUCGUCUCUUCGAUCAUUCCCUUCACAGAACCGACAAUUUCAUUUGCAACACAAUGUUAAAAGCUCAUGUAGAUAAUCGUCAAUUCAAACAAUGUAUAACACUGUAUCAACUCCUCAGAUUUGAUUUAACCGGAUUCAUACCUGAUAAUUACACUUUUUCAUCUUUGGCAAAAGCAUGUGGAUUGAGUAAAGGUUUCUGGGAAGGUCAGGAAAUACAUAAUCAUGUUUUGAAACUUGGGUUUUUAUCGAAUUUGUUUGCAUCAACUUCUUUGGUAGAUAUGUAUUCGAAAUUUGGAUCGAUGAAUUAUGCACAUAAACUGUUCGACGAAAUGCCAGUGAGAAGUCAAGUUUCAUGGACUGUUCUUGUUGAUGGGUAUGCAAGAAAUGGAGAUUUAAUAACUGCUAGGAAUAUAUUUCAUCAAUCCCCGGCAAAAGAUUGUGCAUCAUACAAUGUAAUGAUCGAUGCUUAUGUUAAGAUUUUAGACAUGGAUUCGGCUCGUUACUUGUUCGACGAAAUGCCUGAAAGAAAUGUCGUGUCUUGGACAUCUAUCAUUGAUGGGUAUUGCAACCAAGGUGAUGUUAAUUCCGCGAGAUUAUUAUUCGACACGAUGCCGAACAAGAAUCUAUAUUCGUGGAACGCGAUGAUCGGCGGGUAUUCUCGAAACAAGCAAUCGCGCGAAGCUUUAAGAUUGUUCGAUAGACUGGAAUCGUGUUCUUGGUUUGAACCAGAUACAGUUACCAUAGUAAGUAUCCUUCCGGCCGUCGCUGAUUUAGGCGCGUUGGAUUGGGGUAUUCGUCUCCAUUGUUUCGUUACUCGAAAGAAACUCGACAGAGCGACAAAUGUCUGCACAGCGCUCAUAGACAUGUAUGCUAAAUGCGGUGAAAUUGAGAAAGCAAUAAGAAUUUUCAAAGAAAUGCCGGAAAAGGAGUUAGCCACUUGGAACGCAUUGAUAAAUGGAUUGGCUAUAAAUGGAAAAGCAAAAGAGGCAUUAGAGGUUUUCUCGAACAUGAAAAGAAAUGGAUUUAUCCCUAACGAGAUAACAUUAUUAGGUGUGUUGUCGGCUUGUAACCAUUCAGGUUUAGUUGAAGAAGGAAAGAAGUGGUUUAACGCGUUUGAUGAAUUUAAUUUGAAACCGGGGAUAGAACAUUACGGUUGUUUAAUUCAUUUAUUGGGGAAAUCGGGUUGUUUAGAGGAAGCCGAGAAAUUGAUUGAGGAAAUGCCUUAUGAUGUUAAUGGUGUGGUUUUGAGUUCGUUUCUUUCGGCUUGUGGAUUUGCUAAAGAUGUUGAAAGGGUGGAGAGGAUGAAGAAGAAGGCUAUUGAAAUGGAGCCAUGGAAUGAUGGGAAUUAUGUAAUGUUGAGAAAUUUGUAUGCUGAGGAAAGAAAGUGGAAUGAAGUUGAGGAAAUUAAAGGAUUGAUGAAGAAAAAAGGUGCAAAAAAGGAGAUUGGAUUUAGUGUUAUUGAAGUGGAAGGUAGAGUUUUGGAGUUUAUUGCUGGAGAUCAAAUGUAUCAAGAAGAAGAAACAAUGAUUUUUUUCAUUUUGGGGAAUUUGUUUUUGCAUAUGACUGAUUAUGGUUCUUGUACUUAAGUAUUAUACUUGGAGAAUGAGAUCAUUAUUAUUAU
Impatiens glandulifera is the source of this 1863-nucleotide messenger RNA. RefSeq names its product pentatricopeptide repeat-containing protein At2g44880. The transcript has a single exon. Bases 29 to 1828 code for a protein of 599 amino acids. Gene Ontology annotation, molecular function: RNA binding; protein binding. The record is from RefSeq and is a predicted model, not a curated record. Gene Ontology annotation, biological process: RNA modification. NCBI's taxonomy places the organism in Eukaryota, Viridiplantae, Streptophyta, Magnoliopsida, Ericales, Balsaminaceae.